Molecule: messenger RNA, 556 nt
Organism: Aspergillus campestris IBT 28561
Lineage: Eukaryota; Fungi; Ascomycota; Eurotiomycetes; Eurotiales; Aspergillaceae
Exons: 2
Coding region: 149-478 (109 amino acids)
Source: RefSeq, a predicted model, not a curated record
CUCCUCGGUCCCGUACACACCAUCCACGCCCUCCUUCCCAGCUUCAUCCACAGGAAACCCACCACAGCCAUUGUCAACGUCAGCUCUGUCCUAGCCAGCCUCUACCCCGGCGGUCUGUCUGACUACGCAGCCAAACCUAAAGACCCUAAUGCACCACUGUCUCGUUGUUGAGGCUCGCUAUGCCGGGUAUGACAAACACGUUGGGCUCUUCCUUGUCGAGAUCGGGCAAAUGGAUACCCCGCUGUCUGACUGGGUUAAGCUUCCAAAUGCGCUGGCGCCCGUGUUGCGCGCGGAUUACGUUGCAAGAGCAAUUCUUGCUGCUGUAGAGUCGGGUUCGGGGGGUGGAGUGCUCCGCUUGCCUCGGUAUGCCAAUUAUGUGUGGCUGUAUGAUGUUUCGCCUGGAUUGGUGAAGCGGGGUGUCAGGUCUCUGAUGGGGUUUGGUCAGGCUUUGGUUGUGUCGGGGGAGAAACAUGACUAGACAUCUCUGAUGUGCAAUCAAUCUAUAGCCUGGUAUAUUUCGGACGAGGACAGGCUAGGGAACUCAAGACAACUGAUG